CACGCUUUUGGAUCCACGCACUAAUCAAGCUCAGAAUGUCGCGUGUCAUUUAAAAACAAUAGGAGGCCUGCAGUAAGCGAGAGCACGAGCUGGAAAUGCAAAACGCAAAUAGUCUACUGUGAGCGCAUCCAUAAGGACAAAGCCUGAAAACUAUCCAAUUUCAUGUGGUUCUUCCAAACAAGCAUGGAAGGAGGACUAGAUAAUCAAAUUACCAGUGCAUGGAACAACAACCCCAAUUAUUCUGGUUUCGGUGCUUUAUGAGUGGGAUGAUACAAUGAAAUGAAGGUGUUUUUUUGUCUCAAGCCCAAUCUACAGAAAUGCUGGGAGCAUGGUUGGGGGGGUGUACGGGCACCCCUUGGCUGCUGUCUGCUAAUGAUUCUUAUAAUCUGCAUGGCAUUCAUUGGGGAAAGCAAGUAUAUGGAGUUGCAUCUGGAAACCCUACAAGAUGUAUGGGCAGGACACCGCUUAUUCACCCACAUACUUUGUACUCCGGAUCCUAGUCUUCUGCUUCUAUCCCUAUUCCUGCUUCCUCUUCUUUGCUGGCAGAUAGAGGAAUAUUUGGGGACUUUGCAAUUUCUGCAGCUCUCAUGUCUGUGUACCCUGUGCACUGGCACACUUUAUCUCCUGCUGUCCUGGCUGCUGCCCUCACCCACAGUACCAGCAUCUGGUUACCUGGCUACUCAGCUUGCCUUUAUGACAAUUUAUUGGCUGGUUCUGCAGGGCCGUUCCCACACUAAACUGACACCGUUGCUGCUCUGUGGAAUCCUGAUUAUAACUGAGCUCCUGUGUACACAUUGUCCAUUUCUGCUGCACAUCUGCGGGAUCAUCGUUGGCAUGACUUUGCGUUAUAGAUUACUCACUUUCUUGAAGCUAACAGAGUCGCAUAGAAAAAUGCUGGAAAAAAGCAAUGUAUUUCACUACCUGGCAUCUGUUCCCUUUGUAAAAUGUGUUCCUUCUAAGGAUAAAGACACUCUUUUGCCAGUGAUUGACUCCAGAGACACUCUUUUGCCAGUGAUUGAUUCCAGAGCACAUGAAAGACUUCCUUUCCCCCAUGCUGUUCUCCCUCAGUCUGCCACUUUUAAUGAUAUAACUUGGGGAGAGUUAUCCUCUGACACUUGGUUACACGAUGGCUUAAGAGACAUGCCACCAGCCUCUCUGUUAAUGGAAUCAGAAGAGUUGGAGGAACAGCUACUGAGCGCUAGUAUCCAGGCAUCGCUAAGAGAGUACAGGAAAGAAGAGCCUGAAGAGUAUGCCCUGCAGAAAUCCAGCGUGUCUGCCCUCAGGCUGCAGCAGUUGGAACGGAUGGGCUUUCCCACAGGACCUGCAGUACUGGCAUUAGCAGCAACAGGAAAGGUGGAAAGAGCAGUGUCCCUGCUUGUUGAGGGGCAAGUUGGAGCAGACAUUAGAGUGACAAGUGAGAAGCCAGCAACACAGAGGCACUGUGGCCCACCAGAACAAGCCCAUACAUGUGAUGUCACAGAAGACAGUCAUUAGGCAUUCUGACCUACACAUAAAUACUUAACUGCCAUACAAACAUUAUUUUAUAGGAUGUAUAAAACUCCAGUAUGCAGAUCCAUAUCAACAUUUGCAUGGUGUAAAAUGCUGCGGUGUUUUCAAGCACAGGAACUGCAUGACAUGAGCAAUCUUUUCUAAUAGUUUUUAAUAUUAUGAGUUUUACAUUAUUUGCAGGGUCUUCUAAUAAAUAUACAAAAAAAGAUGGGAUUUUUGUAAAAAAAAAAACAAAAAAUAGUAUUUUAUUUAUACAAAUGUAUUUAUUUUUCAUGGUGGAUGACAAGAUUGUGGGAUAUGUAUCUGCUUGUUCUGAUAUGGGUGUUAAUGUAUAUAUCAUUUACUGUUGCCCACUCAUCAUCCUGUUUUUUCAGUCUUUACUUUACAGUUUGUUAUUAGAUGCUGUUUGUUGGGGAAUUUUGAUGCUUGAAGGGGUGCUUUAGAAUCAAUUAAAGGGGCACAGAUGUAAUUCUUCAGUUAAUACAGAAGACUCAUGUUCAUAUAAAGCUCUUGGUCCAUGUUCCAUUAUUUAUAAGAGGACUAAGUGGAUGCAAGUAAAAUCAUUAUUAUUGUAUGGAUACUUAAAGUGGACCUGUCAUCCAGACAUAAAAAGCUGUAUAAUAAAAGUCCUUUUCAAAUUAAA
Xenopus laevis (African clawed frog) is the source of this 2152-nucleotide messenger RNA. RefSeq names its product rhomboid domain containing 3 L homeolog (gene rhbdd3.L). The transcript is spliced from 8 exons. The record is from RefSeq and is a predicted model, not a curated record. Gene Ontology annotation, molecular function: serine-type endopeptidase activity. The coding region runs from base 280 to 1494 and encodes 404 amino acids. NCBI's taxonomy places the organism in Eukaryota, Metazoa, Chordata, Amphibia, Anura, Pipidae. Gene Ontology annotation, cellular component: membrane.